AUGAAGAGUUCCUGCAGAGCUGGCCUCCACAGGGAACCGCUGAAUUCCACAUCCUCCACCUUCCACCAAGUCAAACGGGUUUCUGGUAUGCACUUAAAGCCAUAUCUCAAGUUACAGAAGAAAGAGCGAUCUCCAGAAAUAAGCCAGGAUUCCCUGAGAGGCCCACCUAUGAGCCAUCAGCGAUCAGCACAGGAAGAAAAAUACACCAACUGCACCAAACUGAGCGUUUUCCCAAAACCCUCCUUUGUGACUCCAUCUCAAAAGCUUCUGGGGAUUAUUUAUCCAAAUACGAUGUGCAAUAUGAAUGGGAAAGGUCCAGCAGAUGGUCCAAGUGCAAGGGAAAAGAAGAACGCCCUGUCUGCAACGAUCCACCAGGGAGAAGAAGGGGAAGGGCCUCUGGAUGUCUGGGCUGUGGUGAAACCCGGCAAUACCAAGGAGAAGAUCGCCUUCUUCGCAGCCCAGCAGUGCAGCAGCAACAACCGCCUCGGCUCCAUGAAAAUUAAAAGCACGUGGGAUAUCGACGGCAGAACAGCUAAACGCAGGAAAAAAUCGGUAGACCUUAAAAAAGCCAAAAUUCAACUGGAAAGAAUGAGGGAGGCGAACGCCAGGUGCUCCCAGCCGGAGCCUUUCGCCUGCGGCAUCGAGCACUGUUCGGUGCAUUACGUGAACGACAACGGUGAGGGCGUGUUCCCGGGCCGGUCCCUCUCGGUGAUAGAGAUGGUGGCCUUCCUGGAGCAACGAGCAAGUGCUUUACUGGUAGACUGUGCGAAAACCUGCACGCCGGCUCCUACCACGAGGCUGAGCGCUCAGCCGAAAGGCGCCCUUCCCACCUCGGACCCUUUCUCCUCCGCCGGGGCGUGUGAGGGCCCCGCGGAGAGGGGA
This is a messenger RNA of Leptosomus discolor (cuckoo roller), 882 nucleotides long. The record is from RefSeq and is a predicted model, not a curated record. NCBI's taxonomy places the organism in Eukaryota, Metazoa, Chordata, Aves, Leptosomiformes, Leptosomidae.